Cladocopium goreaui is the source of this 2704-nucleotide messenger RNA. The record is from the annotation of a GenBank genome assembly. Lineage: Eukaryota; Dinophyceae; Suessiales; Symbiodiniaceae.
AUGGGCGCCAUGUUGCAGGGUAGCGCCCACAAGGCGACAGACGCGAUGGCCGCAACGGCGUCAGUGGACCGCAAAGUGACGUCCAAGAAGGGCGUGGGCUUGGCACCGUCCAUGGGUUAUGACGCCACCCAGCUGCAUGCCCUGAACGUCUCCUGGUUCUACUCCUGGAGUUUGAAACCGAAGAUUACUGUACCCGAAGGAGUGGAGUUCGUGCCCAUUGUGGCCAGGGAGAAGCACUUGCAGUGGAGUCCUGCUGCGGGAUGCCAUGAGCUUCUAGGUUUUAAUGAACCUGAUCAUGCAAACCAAGCCAACCUGAGCGUCAGCGAAGCUUUGGCCCUCUGGCCCCAAGUCGUGGCAAAGGUUCCAAGUGGAGGCCGCUUGGGAUCCCCGGCCAUGGCGGGAAACCCGGUCACUGGCUCCUGGUUCCCAGAGUUCAUGGCAGCUUCACCCCAGAUGGAUUUCAUUGCAGUGCAUUGGUACAAGGGGGCAAGACCGGAGAAGUUCAUCAGCGAUAUUCAGGAGGUCAUUGACACCUACCAGAAACCCCUGUGGAUCACAGAGUUUGCCCCGCAGACCAUCAAGCAGAGCGAAGAAAAACCGAACAGAUGGAGUCAAGAGGAGGUGGACGCUUUCAUCUACCAGGUUGUGGCUUGGAUGGAAGGCCAUCCCCAGAUCGAGCGCUAUGCCUGGCACGACUCCAAGUCUAGCAGCAGCUGUUUGUUUGACGCCACUGGACGUCUCAGCGCUACCGGCCGGGCCUAUGCGGCUGCGGGUCCACCUCAGUCAGCCAUGGGCGCGGCUUGUGCAACAGAAACCUUAAGCCUGCCGCUGGCCAUUGCGCAAAGACAAGAUGAAUUGUGUCAUCGUUUGGACCGCCUCAACUUGAGCGAAAGCCUGGCACAGGAGGCCGCACGACGAGCGCGCCUGCAGGCCUUGGCCUUUGAUCAACUGCUGUCUCUGCCGGAGCUGUCGCGGCAGCUGUGCCUCUUCUGGGGCCUCAAAACCAGCAGGGCCUUUGCGGCCCUGGCGCGGAGCAGUGGAAGCCAAGUGCGUCGCCUGGUCCCUUCGCUUCACCGCGACGCGCGGCCGGACUUCCACGUGCUGGGUGGAUGCCUGGCAACCACGGAGCUGGCCAGCUCUCAGCACUACAACCAGGGCACAGGUUCCUGGAAACUUCUCCCUCCGAUGCCCACGGAACGGCGCUGGUGUGCGGGUGCCGCUUUGCGGGGGCAGCUCUAUGUCAUCGGGGGGCAACAAGAAGGACACGUGCUGUGCACCGCGGAGCGCUUUGAUGUGGACGCAGGCCGCUGGGAAAGCCUGCCAGACAUGCCCACCUGUCGCGAAGCUUGUGCGGUGGCUGCUUGCGGCUCGUAUGUUUAUGUACUGGGUGGCUGUCAACAUCAUGUACCCUUGUCUUCUGCUGAGCGGCUGGAUGUUGAACAUCUUCACUGGGAAACCUUGCAAGACAUGCCUUGCAGUCGCGAUGCUUGUUGUUCCACGUCCCUCGGAGGUCGAAUUUACGUAAUGGGUGGCCGCAGCAGUGGCCAUUUCCUCUCCUCCGCCGACAUGUUGAGGCCUAGCCAUGGAAGUCCAGCCAAGUGUCGCUGGUCGCGGCUGCCUCAUAUGCCAACUGCUCGCCUCGGUUGUUUCGCGGCUGCUGCUGGGUCCUCAGUCUACGUUGCUGGGGGUCAUGCUGGUGGAGGACGUGCGUUGGCGAUUAUCGAACGCUUUGAUGUGGCAGAAUACACCUGGGAGCUAUUGACAGAAAUGCCGUCAGCCAGACUGGGGGCUGUCAGCUUGUGUUGGCAACCUUCCCAGAUGGUGGGAUGCAAAGUGCAUAUCUACAUCUUUGGUGGUCAUGAUGGCCAGGGAGCCAUGGAUGUGGCUGAGCGGCUCCAGCUGGAUAGCGAUGGCAUUUCCAACCCAAAAUGGGAGACCUUGCCCCCACUGAUCACGCCCUGCUAUGCCUGUGCAGGGGCAGUAUUGGCCUGGUAAAGAUGUGCAGCCGAGUUCUAUUGGGCCAGAUUUGGCUAGAUGCUGAAGAGUCUCUGGUGCCAGUGGGGCCUCUCAACCAGGUGCUCAUCUCAGCAUUCUAAUGUGGGUGCGUGCAAGAAAGACAUUGCUUUCAAGCCAAAGGCAAGACGUCGCCAGACAGCUAGAGGUUUGGACAAGCCAUUAAACUUGGUGUGCGGUGGGAUGCAGUGGGCAUUGUUAGGGGAGACCCGAGAACACGAUCAUCGCUAUCCACAGCUUUUUGCGAUGAGCGAAUGGUGCACGUGUUUGAGACGGCCUCAGGCUUGCCCGCAAUUGGCAAACUACCGAGCUUCGCUGAAAUAUGACUCAUAUAAUCUUAUAUAUUUUGUACUGCUGCCCUUAUGUCCAACGGGUUGCGUAGUGCAUUCUCAUAGUGCUGAUCAGGAUCAGCAAGAGUAACAGGGACAAGAUGCCUCAGAGAUUCAGAAGGUGCACUAUGUAUGGGAAUGCUGGUUGACAGCAGGUUUCAGAAGUGCGGGUUCUGCAGGAAAAGAAGAACGAAGCUGCAACUCCAAUCAUGGAGAGAGGGACCUAGGGAUGCCAUCAGCAACUUGCUGCAGAGCAAGAGGAUCAGCCACAGACCAAAAAGAGCUUGAAAGACUACAGAAGACAGGAGGCGGUUCCAAAUAUUCUUCCCUUCCGAGGGUUGAAACAGGAUGGCGGUGUGAAA